UUGUUGUCUCCUACAAGGAGGCGAAUGAGGAGGAGCGUGACGUGAUGAUGGAUGCUUUCUUCAGUGCUGGCCAAUCAGAGAGGGCGCUUUAAUUGCUUUAUGAAUUAAAUUGAACAUUCACUUGAACGUCAUUUUUAGGUCAAGGGGGUUCUUCAAAGAUGGUUCACCCUCUUCAAAAUAGUGUUUUCAUUCCAAAAGUGAGGCCUUUGUAAGACGUCGCUGCUAUGUUUCACCCCUAAUUUCUCAGUUGUCGUUGGUCCCAAACAAAAUGGCAGCGUUAAACAUCAGCCACCUGUUGACGGCUGGCAAUUUGGAUCACUACGUGGACAACUACGAGGUGGACUACGGCAUUCCGCCCGACGAAAUCCCCGACACCACACAGAGUCUGGCCUUCUACGUAGCCACCAUCAUCAUUGGCGUGGUCCUGGCCUGCAUCAUGCUGGUCUGCGGCUUGGGGAACUUCAUUUUCAUCGCUUCGUUGACGCGUUACAAGAAGCUACGCAACCUCACCAACUUGCUCAUCGCCAAUUUGGCGAUUUCCGACUUGGUGGCGGUGGUGUGUUGUCCCUUUCUGGUCGACUACUAUGUGGUCAAACAACUGUCGUGGGAUCACGGCUUGGUGUUGUGCGCUUCGGUCAAUUAUCUGCGCACCGUCUCGCUCUACGUCUCCACUAACGCCUUGCUCGCCAUUGCGGUGGACAGGUACAUGGCCAUCGUUCAUCCUCUGAAGCCUCGAAUGAAGUACGAAACGGCCUACUGCCUGAUAACCGGAGUCUGGAUUAUUCCAAUCGUCAUCUCAUUUCCGUCAGCUUACUUUGCUUCCGCAACUAAGUACCCUCAGGGCGGCGCCGCGUUGAGCGCUCCCAAAGUCUUCUGCGCUCAGAUCUGGCCCGUGGACCAACAGGCCUACUACCGCUCCUACUUUUUGUUGGUAUUUGCCGUGGAGUUUGUCGGACCCGUGAUAAUCAUGGCCAUGUGUUAUACCCAAAUUUCCCGCGAGCUCUGGUUCAAGAAUGUGCCCGGUUUCCAGACGGAGCAGAUACGAAAGCGACUGCGCUGCCGCCGCAAAACCGUCAUGGUCCUGAUCGGUAUCUUGAUGGCCUACAUCCUGUGCUGGGCCCCGUACUACGGCUUCGCCAUUCUGCGGGACUUCCACCCGACGCUAAUCUCCCGCCAGAAGAAUUCACUGGUGGUCUUCUAUAUCAUCGAAUGCCUCGCAAUGAGCAACAGCAUGAUCAAUACUUUCUGCUUUGUCAGUGUCAAAAACAACACGGUCACCUAUCUGAAGAAGAUUGUGCUGGUGAGAUGGAGGUCAACGUACGCCCCGGCUCGGACUGUGGAUGAACUGGACUUGAGGACCUCCUCCUUGCCUGUCACAGAAGAAAUUGAAUGCAUUCAUCUGAGGUAAAGAUGAACAUUUGCCCUCAUUUGACUGUAAACCAAAAGCACAAGAGAGGAAAUCAUUCAAUCAUUUGGUCGGGUAAAACAGAAACAAGUCGCAUGUUUCAGUGUUUUGAUUUUAGAAGUAACCCUUUUGAAGGCUAUAGUCGUGAUGUCAUUGUGUCGGUCGGUCGCUCGCUCUUAAGUGUACACUGCAUUGUGAAAUGAAGCCGGAUGACUCGGAUGUAACUGCUGUAUUGCUUUAUGGUCCAGCCACACGAUGUAUGCCAUAUUGUUCUCUGUACUCUUACUGUAUGAUUAUUUUGUGGUGCCAUUUAGUCGAGUGUUUGCUGUUAAAUUGCUUUCCCAUAAAUUGUGAGCCAAUCAAGACAUUCUGUCUUUUUCUUAUUGCUUACCCUUUAGUUGACAUUAAACGCAACAGUGUUCGAAUGACUCAAAUAAACA
This is a messenger RNA of Syngnathus acus (greater pipefish), 1845 nucleotides long. It is a transcript of the gene prokr1b, whose product is annotated as prokineticin receptor 1b. Gene Ontology annotation, cellular component: membrane. Gene Ontology annotation, molecular function: neuropeptide receptor activity. The record is from RefSeq and is a predicted model, not a curated record. Gene Ontology annotation, biological process: neuropeptide signaling pathway. NCBI's taxonomy places the organism in Eukaryota, Metazoa, Chordata, Actinopteri, Syngnathiformes, Syngnathidae.